Messenger RNA from Cuscuta europaea, 1440 nucleotides. NCBI's taxonomy places the organism in Eukaryota, Viridiplantae, Streptophyta, Magnoliopsida, Solanales, Convolvulaceae. The record is from the annotation of a GenBank genome assembly.
CUAAUGUUAAACGGGUCCUUAUUUCCUUUAAAUUUUCCAUUAUUUCUAACUCCAAAAUCCUAAACCAAAGAAGCAGGAAGGCUACGGCGGCGCAGCAGCAUCCUAGAGUGAUUUCAGCAAAGGAGGACGACACGUCGACACUCAGACGAUGUUCGCUGCUGAUGUCCAUCCCGGAACCAAAAACUUUGACUUUCAGAUGGACCGUUAUUCCUUUAAACGCCGAAAUGACGAUGAUGUAAGCUUAGUGAUGGUGCUGAUUGACACCAACCCGUUCUUCUGGAGCUCGAUGAAGAAUAGUGGCUCUUUUACUUUUUCAAAGCUCCUAUCUCAUGUUAUCCCAUUUUUGAAUUCAAUACUAUUACUGAACAAGCUGAAUCAAGUAGUAGUCAUAGCCACUGGGUACAAUUCCUGUGACUAUGUAUUUGAUUCCUCUGACCCCUCAAACCAAAGGGCAGAAUGCAUGUUGGAGAAAUUGGAAGAGUUUGUGGAAAAAGAUGAGUCAUUGAGUCAGGAAGACUCAGUUGAUGUGGUUGGGUCUUCGCUUCUCUCUGGAUCACUUUCAAUGGCUCUCUGUUAUAUACAAAGGGUGCUUCGUGCAGGGCCACUCCAUCCUCAGCCUAGGAUAUGUGGCCAUCAUGAACUCAAUAUUCUCUGCUCAGCGCUCCAUGGUACCCAUUGAUUCAUGUGCCAUAGGGACCCAGCAUUCCGCUUUCUUGCAGCAGGCUUCAUACAUAACUAAUGGUGUAUAUUUGAAGCCCCAAUUAUUGGAUGGACUAUUUCAAUACCUUUCGACAGUUUUUGCUACUGAUUUGCAUUCUCGUGCCUUUCUACAUCUUCCCCGGCCUAUGGGGGUUGACUUUCGUGCUUCGUGUUUUUGCCACAAGAACACGAUUGACAUGGGUUACAUAUGCUCUGUUUGUUUGUCCAUUUUCUGCAAGCAUCAGCCUCAGUGUUCAACAUGCGGAUCCGUCUUUGGGAAGGCUCGAGGACAUGUUGAACCUGCUUCGUGAACUUAGAGGGUGAUAGCUAAUUUGAAGUUGUAAACUAUCUCUUGUUACCAAUUUUUCUAGAGAAACAUAUUAUAUUGGGAGAUUUUCUAUGGCUUGCUGCUCUUUCUUUUUCAUGCAUAAAACUGGGUUCAAGUUGCUGAAUAUCUAGAAGGGUCAAUACGGACCAGUUCCCAUUCCGAAGUAGCCAGUAAUGACUAAUGUGUAGUGCCUUAGAGCAGUUAGAGGUAUAAAGAUUCUGGUUGCGAUCCCUUUGGUUUCUAUUAUGCCCAUAGUGAGGGUUCUAAGUGCUUUUAUAACAUUUUAUAGUGCAAUAAUGAUGGUUGUUUGCAAAUAGUGCAAACUGUUACAAUUGCUUGCAAAUGAAAGUGAUGUUUUUAAUGCUUUUUUGAAAUGGUAAAUCCUCCAUUAAGAGUCUUGUUAAAAUCUACAA